Molecule: messenger RNA, 1322 nt
Organism: Hordeum vulgare subsp. vulgare (domesticated barley)
Lineage: Eukaryota; Viridiplantae; Streptophyta; Magnoliopsida; Poales; Poaceae
Exons: 4
Coding region: 129-884 (251 amino acids)
Source: RefSeq, a predicted model, not a curated record
CAGGCCUCCGAUUCAUUCGGCCAGGCAAAAUUUGGUCUUUGGCAACCAAACAGGCCCUCUCCAAACAUAGUUUCAGAACUCUGUACCCAAGGUGCAGGCGCGACAGGCGCCUCCACGCGGCGGCGAACAUGGCCGCGGCCCUCCGCCCCCUGCUCCGCCGGCACGCAGUUCUGGCGCCAUCUCCGAUGCUGCGCUCACUAUUCCCCUCGCCAUACUCCAAGGCCGCCGCCACCGCCGCCGCCGCCAGACCCCCAUCCGUGUGCCACGCGCCCCUGCCGCCUCCCCUUCUGAGGGAGGUUACUCCAAGAAGGGCUCCUCCAAUUCCAAAGGGUGAACCACGCCGCUGCACUGCUGUUCAAAGUACCUUGAGUGACAGUACAAAGUCGUUGCUGGAUAAACUGAAGGAUCUCAAGGACAGUAAGAAGUCACUGGAAGACAUGAGCAAGAAUGUUAAGGAGCGUAUGGAAAUGAUAAAGAAAGCGGUGCAUGACGCUAGGGUUGCUACUGCUAUGUUUAGGGUAAGGCUGGAUGACCUUAGGAAACUUCAUGACAAAAUACGUGAUGGCCGAGAGGAUUCUGCCAAAAUGAAUGCAAUAUACCGCAGAUUGGAGGAUGAAUAUGACAGAGAUUGGGCCAUUCAUGAGUCUAAGCGUCGCUUGAUUGACGAGCAGAUGAAAAUGUUAAGGAAGGAGAUAGAUGACUAUAUCAAUGCUUUGAGGGGGUGUCAUGAAUUGCAAAUAUCCAUCCUGAAGCAUGUGGAGGAGGCGGAGAAGGCGGAGAAGGUAGAGGGGGCGGAAACCAUGGAGAAGGUGAGGAAGGUUGUAAAAGUGUGUGCCACUGCUGGCCUCAUGGGAGGGCUUCUGCUGAUACUGGGAAAGAUCUAGAUUGGUUUUGUGUAGAACUGAGAUGACAGAUGUGACUAGGCUGAGCUGGUAUCUGGAGUAGCAGAGUAACAUUUUUUUUUUUCUUGGUUUUUCUCUGUGUGCCGUUGUAAUGGUGCCUUCGUGGGAAGGCUUGCCCUGAUACUAGCAAAGAUCUGGAUUAGAGCAACAUGGAGUGCUUUUUUUUGUUUAGAACUGAGUGGCCAGAUGACUAGGUGAGCUGGUAUUUGGUGUAGCGCGGUAGCUAUUGACUGUUUCCUUGGUUAGUAGUCUUAUAUGUGCCAUUUGCGGUGCUUGUUAGAACCUGCAAGAGAAGCUAAGAGGAAGCCAAGUGAUGGGAUUGUUAUACUGCACUGCAGUUGUCUCUAUGUAACACUAGAAUACAAGUCAUUUUAUGCACCCUGAAGGCUUGACUGAGAAAAGGAUGUGUUGGUCUUGGAA